AUGGUGGGACUUCGUGUCCCUCCUGCUGAUGCGGCUGGUCAAAAUGAUGUGGAGGGGCCUGGAACUGAUCGUGCUGAAACAUCGGCUGCUGCAUCGAGGGUUGGUCAAAAUGGUCUUCAGCUUCGGGCAUCUCGUCGUCCUCUUCGUCAUCUUCUUCCUCUUGUUCCUCUGCGUCGUCACCCUCAUCAUCACCGAAUUCUGGGAAUACACCUGCUUGGGUCAAUUGAUCUGGAGGAAGCCAAGUGUCGGGGUCGCCUGUAUCGAAUGAGAACCGAUCCAACUUGGCAGGAUGUAAACCGGGCUUUGUCAGCGUCUAACCAACUGUACGUGCGGGUUCCCCGAUCGAGCAACAUCUCCAUCCGGAUGAGAGUGUCACAAUCUAGCAGGAAGUUCGGUGGGGUGUCGACAGGUAUGUACUCGGGAUCCGGGAAGUCUAGGCCGACGGCUCGACCUAUGAUCGUGAUAAGUCCCCCGAUGAAAAUUUCCCCUGAGGAACGUUGGCGUAUGGAGUCACAUUUGUCUAAAAAGAAGCCUGAAAAACUGAGGGAGAGUGCAUGCCUCAUGCUUCGGAGGAAAAAUAGCUCACAUCUGUUGAUUUGA
Molecule: messenger RNA, 600 nt
Organism: Lactuca saligna
Lineage: Eukaryota; Viridiplantae; Streptophyta; Magnoliopsida; Asterales; Asteraceae
Source: the annotation of a GenBank genome assembly